AUGUAUAAAUUUCCAUAUCUACUGCGCUGCAUACAUAGAAGCUUCUAUUUCAGGCUGCGGAAAUGCCUGAAUCUUCUGUGUUCAUGCUCGCAAUUGUCUUUGUCGUAUUUCGAUUCCUCCUAUAGUUCACAGUUUAAAAUGGGAUCCAGAAAAGAUGAGGUAGCCUCGCCUCCAGCCAAAAACAACCAACCGCUAGACGACCAGACGCAAGACAACAGUAACCAGCCUGCUAUUGCUAUGACUCGGAUAGACAACUCUACGCAGCAUGUAGAUUCUAAGCAAGAGAACGAUAACCUAGAUUUAGGGCAAAAACCUCCGACCAUUAUUCCCUCGAAAACACCAAGCCGGCGUGUACAGAUUGAAACCCCAACCGAGCUACAAGUCGCAUCUUCCUCAAAAACACAGAUUCGAGGUUCACAUGGCGUUAUUGGCCGAGACGUAGGAAGCAAAGAUACUAUGACAUUGGAGACAUCAACCAGCAAUCAAGAGGUAUCGCCUCCUACGUUAGUGGCAAGUGCAACGACACCGUCUUCAGUGACCAUACCUGUCAAAAUUCACAACCGCGAAAGCCGCACAAUGGAAAACCCUGCAACUAGCCAUAAUACUCCUCCUGCAGCCCAAUAUCAUAUUAUGGGUCAAUCGGAUGACGGGCAGUUUUACGAGAGUUACAAAACAGAGAAUCAACUGAUUCCAUUCAGUAAACCUUCAAAAGACCAAAUUGUUGUUAUCUUUUUACCUCGUGUCACUGCUGUGGCAGAGAACGACAGCUUAAGAACAAUGUUGGAGAAACACUUUCUUAUUGACAGUUUCUUUCUCACCAAACGGGCCUACAAGGCCAAUGGUUUGUUUCGUGGACUUGAAACUUCUAAUUCCGUCAUUCUCUCCAGCUGCCGAUUUCUUGUCAAAGAAGUCAGCGAUAUGAUGGAGUCUGCAGAUAUGAAGAGGAUACGCGACCAGAUUCAAACCGCAUCCCAAGGAAAAAGUAUAGUCAAGGAGGAUGAACACGAUAUCAAGAGCGAGAUUACUGCUAAACCAGAGCGCUCCAAUGCAGAUAUCCUAGCCACAAUCACGUCCAAAUAUCCUAUGUGGAAGAUUCGGGAGUACAUUUUAUCAACACAAUAUUCCGAAACGACGGGGUACAAGUCGGUCAUCUAUGAACAACUGCAUGGUAAAAGGGAAUCGGAGAAUCCGCUUUGGCAUGCAAACGCCGAACGGACUGAAGCACAACUUCUUACAGACUACAGGAAUAUACCGGAACUUGCGAACAAAAGUGGACUUAAAGCGGAAAUCGAGGAGGCUACUCGCAUCGCCACGGAUUUUACUGUUUUUCUGACCAAUCUGGCUACGCCCAGGUCUCCAGCUGGUAUUAUCCAAUUAUUUGAGCCAGUGCCAUGGGUGGACCAUCGUUGUCUAUUACCACCAGGGUUACAAGCAAUGAUUGCCGCUGAAAAUGACGCAAAAAAGAAGCAAAAAAAGAAGGAUGAUAGUGGUGACCUGUGGCUUCUAUUGGAUGAGAUGGUUCUAAACGCUUUUCACAAUGUCAACUGCUUUCUCCACGAGCCAGAACAGCGCCAGACCGACAAAGAUGUUUCCCAAAAACCAAGAAAGCCUGUGAUGUCUAUGAAUAGAGGGACUAGUCUUAGCGUAGGCGAGGCUGCCGAAAAACAUCCAACCAUACCUCCAUAUUAUGCUGGUUCGUCUACGCAUAUUAAACACAUGUACCACUGGUUCUACUUUUACUUUUGGGCCAUGGAGUUUCAAAAGAACAACGCGCAGGUAUUGCUCUGCUUUGACGAUGGAAAUAGUCCCAAGAUCAAGUUCUUGAUUGAGCACAUAUUGAGAGACGCGGCGGGGAAGAGCCAGAGGCCAAGGAUUUGGGAUCUUGUUUUGGAACAAGUCGCUGGUAUUUACGAUACGGCGCUCUGGGGAUUCCGUUCGCCGGUUCGUAAUAUUGAAAGGCGUCGACAAGAGCAUGCGCUGAAGGUGCCGAGUGGAUCGUACAAUGCCAUGGACAAGAAGGCAGCAGAGCACCUCAAGCUGUAUUUUGACAUGCAUGAACUCUCAAGACAUCUGAUCCAUUCCCAAGAAACCCUUGCUGCCGCAGAAGCUACGUUUGCAGCCAUCAUGAAUCGCCAACGUCUCAAUAGCCAAUCUGGGGAUGCUGCAGAAUUUUGCCUCACGUUUGUUAAGAACCUUCGACUGCGAGCUGUAGCAUUUGUCGAUCGAUUAAACAAUGAAAUUUCACUGGCAUAUCACAUCAACAACGCAAAACAGCUGCAGCAUGUGCAAGGACUGCUCUACGAAAGCCGCAAUGAUGGACGCUAUAUAUCCAAGUUUGUUGGAAUCGUAUCUGUGGUAUUCCUUCCGGGUACCUUCUUCUCUGGCCUCUUCAGUAUGACAUUCUUUUCGUUUGAUACGGAGAAUGGCGCCUGGCGGGUCAACGAUUUGUGGUGGGUUUGGGCUGUGGCUAGUUUACCUUUGACGGCUGUGGGUAUAUGCUACAUUUAUUGGAAAUACGCCAAGUCUCAAAGGAUGUUGGCUUAACGUGUCAUUUUUUUUUCUUUUUCCUAGUCUUGAACACAAUACAAUUGAUAUUCGCCUGA
This is a messenger RNA of [Torrubiella] hemipterigena, 2603 nucleotides long. NCBI's taxonomy places the organism in Eukaryota, Fungi, Ascomycota, Sordariomycetes, Hypocreales, Clavicipitaceae. The record is from the annotation of a GenBank genome assembly.